This is a messenger RNA of Phragmites australis (common reed), 1142 nucleotides long. Its product is annotated as endochitinase A-like. Gene Ontology annotation, molecular function: chitinase activity; chitin binding. The record is from RefSeq and is a predicted model, not a curated record. The transcript has 2 exons. Bases 71 to 916 code for a protein of 281 amino acids. Gene Ontology annotation, biological process: cell wall macromolecule catabolic process; carbohydrate metabolic process; chitin catabolic process. NCBI's taxonomy places the organism in Eukaryota, Viridiplantae, Streptophyta, Magnoliopsida, Poales, Poaceae.
CGUCGAAUUACCUCAUAACACAUCGUUUGCAACUAAAGCUAGCUACCUCUUACAUACCCAGCAGAUCAGCAUGGCUAACUCACCAACGCCGACGAUCCUAACGGCCCUGGCUCUUGGGCUAGCCCUCCUCUGCGCCGCUGGCCCCGCGGCCGCGCAGAACUGCGGCUGCCAGCCAGGCUUUUGCUGCAGCCAGUUCGGCUUCUGCGGCACGACCAAACCCUACUGCGGCAAGGGGUGCCAGUCGGGCCCGUGCUUCCCGUCGGGGGGCGGCGGCGGCGGCGGCAGCGGCAGCGGCAGCGGCGCGUCGGUGGCGAGCGUCGUCACCGACUCGUUCUUCAACGGCAUCACGUCCCAGGCCGGAAGCGGGUGCGAGGGCAAAGGCUUCUACACGCGAAGCGCGUUCCUGAACGCCGCCAACGCGUUCCCGAACUUCGCAAAAGGUGGCUCGGAGGUCUUAGGCAAGCAAGAGAUCGCCGCCUUCUUCGCGAACGUCGCGCACGAGACCAGCCAUCUGUGCUACAUCAACGAGAUCAACGGGGCGAGCAUGAACUACUGCGACCCCAAAAAAACGCAGUGGCCGUGCGUAUCGGGGCAGGGGUACUACGGGCGCGGCCCGCUGCAGCUGUCGUGGAACUACAACUACGGGCCGGCGGGGAAGUUCAUCGGCUUCGACGGGCUGGCAGACCCGAGCAAGGUUGCGCAGGACCCCGUGGUGUCGUUCAAGGCGGCGCUCUGGUACUGGAUGAACAACGUGCACCAAGUCAUGCCCCAGGGGUUCGGCGCGACGAUCAGGGCCAUCAACGGCGCCCUCGAGUGCAACGGGAAGAACACAGCCGAAAUGAACGAUCGGGUGAACCUCUACAAGCAGUACUGCCAGCAGUUGGGCGUCGACCCGGGAAGCAACCUCACCUGCUAGAGGUGUCGGGUUCAUGCAUGCAUUGCCUGGCUCGUGAAGAAUAAAUGCUUGGCGUCGCACACUUACACUGGCGACUGAAGUGAAAACCAGAGUUUAACGAGUACUAUGUACUAGUAGUAAUAAUAAAAUGCAGGGGCUGAGCCAGUUUAUUCAACCUGAAUAAUGAAGCAGUUGUAUUUUUCUCUUCAUGAAAUACAUGCGAUAUAUGUGCGAUCCGAAAGAAAAA